AUGAUUCUUGGCAACUUGGCAACGUGGAAUGUGACAGCAUAUAAAGGUGACAACCUUUAUAAAUCCCGUCAAGGCCUUUUAAAUGCAUUUGGAAAUUAUAUUGUAUUUGUAUUUACAAGGGCAAUAUUUUUUAGUCUGGUCAGCUUUAAAAAAAUGUAUCCAGUGAACACAGUUGGUUCCUUCCUUUGGCUUUUUUCUGUUUUCACUUCUCUGCUAAUUCAGGAAGGAAGAGGGAAUUCCCAAUGUGAUUCUGGGUUCUCUUUGAUUCCAGACAACGCAUGUAACUUCACAGAUCCCUGUGAGGAUAACAACAAUGAGUUGCCUUGUUCAUCUAACAAAAAAUGUGAUUUUGAAGUUGACUUCUGUGUGAUGACACUUGAUGGUAGUAUGCAGGUAGGCUGGACUAAAAAGAAUGGAAUUACUAGUACUUCACCUCCAUACUGCAAUCACAAUGGAAACGAGUCUGCCUAUUUCCUCUUAAUGUCCUCCAAGGCUGGGUCCUCGCCUGCAAACAUAAAAAGCAGAGUUUUCCUUCCAACUAAUAGCCAACACUCAUGCCAGGUCACAUUUUUUCACUACUCCAGCCAUGUGAAGAUGAAAAUAAGUGUUGCUCUCCAGACCAUGUGUAGCAAUUCUUUUCAGAAUAUAUGGCAAAACUCCGCAGGGUCCCCAGAUCGGUGGGAAAGAAAUGCCAUCAAGAUCAAUAGUAGUCAAAAAUUUCAGGUUGUUAUUCAAGGCCAAGGGUUUUCAACUGAUGGAGAAGAAGAAACUAUAGCAAUUGAUGGGAUAUCAUUCAGUGAAGGAUGUCAGCCUGACCUAAGUGAAACUUUACCAUGUCAAGAAAGAUCGAAUACCUGUGACUGGACACACCAGUCGGAUACAAGUCUAUGCCAUUAUGAAAAUGGCUUUGACCAUGAAUCUGCAAAUGAAAAAUCCUGUUUAUGUCAGUUUUGUGGGUUUGAGACUGAUAUGUGUGGAUGGAGUUCUCCAACAUCUGCCAAUGAAAUUUCCUGGGUGCGCACAAAAGCAGGAGAGAAAAUGGGCUUUAAAUCAGCACCUUCAAAGGAUCACAGUGGCGAUAAUGAAGGUCACUACAUGUGGGUGGGAGCUAAUAACAGCACAUUUUCCAGAAGUGCUUAUCUUACUAGCUCCAAGUGCUACUUCCAUGGGAAACGUUGCCAUCUUCAAUUUUAUUAUUCUAUGGCAGAUAGUGUUCUGACUGUGGGACUGUAUUAUAAUAAGGAGAAAGAAAUACUAUGGACAAGUGAUGCUUCAACCAUGGGUGAGUGGAUGAAAACAGAAGUGUCUGUACCUGAGACCAUGACAACAUUCAAGUUUGUUUUUGAAGGAACUACACAAAGUCAGGCAGGUUUUAUUGGCCUGGAUGGCGUUCAGGUUUACGCCUGUGAAGAAACACAGACACAACAUCCUUGCCGAGCAGAAGAAUUCUCUUGUGACAGUGGACAAUGCAUUCCCUAUGGGUCAGUAUGUGAUUACCAGCAGGAUUGCUCUGACCAUAGUGAUGAAGAUCCAUCGGCAUGCUCAAAUUAUACUAUGUGUAAUUUUGAGUCUGAUUUCUGUGAUUGGAAACCAUUAUGGACAAAGGAGUCACCCUGGAAAAUGUCAAAAGGAUUGCCUUCCAGAGAAUUUGCUCUUCCUCACAUGGAUCAUACAACGAACAGUGACUAUGGAUCAUUCAUUUAUUUUGGUGCAGGCCAGCACCCUGGCAUGUCUCAUCUUGGUGGUCCUUUCCUUACUGGAUUACAUCCUGCCUCUGCUCCUUGCCAGGUGCGGUUUUGGUAUUAUUUGUCCCAGAAUUCACAGCUCUCAAUUUUUACAAGAACAUCCCUAGAUGGUGAAUUGCAGAAGCAAGGUGACCUGUUAGAACCCUCCAAAUCUCACUGGACACAAGCAAAUAUCUCUCUGUAUCCUACAUCUGAAGAACCAUUUCUGCCUUUUCAGCUCAUUUUGCAAGCUACCAUUUUUUCAGAAAAUGCCAUUGUGGCUGUGGAUGACAUCAGUAUUACUCCAGAUUGUGGCGUUUCUCUCAAGUCACUGUCAAGUACAAACAUUAAAAGCAAAGGGGAAGAGACUGUUGCUGGGCCUGGCAGUUGUGAAGUUGGGUUUGUGCCAUGCGAAGAUGCAAGCUGUAUUUUAUCUAGCAAAGUGUGCGAUUUUACACCUGACUGCCCAAAUGGAACUGAUGAAGCCCGUUGUGCUCCCACAUGUGACUUUGAAAUAGACAGCUGUGGUUGGUUUGAAGCACACAGUGGGGAUCAUUUUGACUGGGUCCGAAAUUCCAGCAAGACCCUUUCCAUGGACUUCCAGCAACAAGCCCCAGCUCAAGAUCAUACUUAUAAUAAACCUCAGGGACACUUUAUGUUCAUUCUGAAAACCAGCAGGAGCAUUUCACAGGUUGCUAGCCUCCGGAGUCCAAGGUUCAGACAGACAGGACCAAGCUGCAGUUUGUCUUUCUGGUUUUAUAACUAUGGGCAGUCAGUGGGAGCAGCAGAGAUGCAACUACACUUAGAGGGGACCAAUUACUCAACUGCUCUUUGGAGAGUAUUUUACAACCAGGGUAACCAAUGGUCCAAAGCUUUCAUUCAGCUUGGGCGCCUCACUCAGCCCUUUCAUUUAUCCCUGGAAAAAGUCAGUCUUGGAGUUUAUGAUGGGGUCUCAGCUGUUGAUGAUAUCAAAUUUGAGAACUGUGCCCUUCCUCCUCCCGUUGUGAGUUGUGAAGGCCCCGAUCAUUUUUGGUGUAGACAGUCCAAGGCUUGCAUCGAUCGUCUUCUAUUAUGUGACCUGGUGGAUAAUUGUGGAGAUAAUACCGAUGAGGCUAAUUGCACACCUGAACUCCAUUGUGAUUUUGAAAAUGGACUCUGCAACUGGGAACAAGACAAAGAGGAUGAUUUUGAUUGGACAAGAAAUCAGGGCUCAACUUCAACACCCAACACAGGACCAAUGAAAGAUAAUACUCUGGGCACAAUCAAAGGGCAUUAUCUCUAUAUAGAGUCUUCAGAACCACAGGUUUUCCAAAACAAAGCUGUGUUGCUCAGUCCUGUUCUUAAUGCUACCAAUGAUAAAAAUUGCAUCUUUCGCUUCCAUUAUCACAUGUUUGGAAAGCAUAUUUAUAGACUGGUGAUUUAUCAAAGAAUUUGGAAUAACACAAGGGGACAUGUGUUGUGGCAGAUAUUUGGAAAUCAAGGCAACAGAUGGAAAAGGAAAGCUCUCAACAUUGCCUCGACUCAGCCUUUUCAGAUCCUAGUGGAGGCUGCAGUUGGGGAUGGCUUCACGGGUGACAUUGCAAUCGAUGACUUGUCAUUUAUGGACUGUGCCCUCUACCCUGGAAAUUUGCCAGUGAAUUUAACACCACCAUCAGGAACCUUGAUUCCAGUAACUCUUCCACCCCACAACUGCACAGAUGAGGAAUUUGUGUGUAGGUCAAAUGGCCACUGUAUUGAAAAGAUUAAAAAAUGUGAUUUCAGAUCUGACUGUCCUGACAAGUCAGAUGAGACAUUUUGUGUUAUGGAAGUCUGCAGUUUUGAAAAUGGAAAUCUAUGUAGAUGGUAUCAACCAGCAUUGAUGGAAAGAAUUGAAGCUGUCAAUACCUUUAGGUGGGGACUUGGAAAUGGGGCUAGCAUACAUCAUGGAGAGGAAAACCACAGGCCAUCAGUGGACCAUACAAAAAACACCACAGAUGGCUAUUACCUGUAUGCAGACAGUUCAAAUGGAAAGUUUGGUCAAACAGCUGACAUCAUCACUCCGGUUAUUUCACUCACAGGGCCAAAAUGUAGGGUAGUAUUUUGGAAUCAUAUGAAUGGAGCCACAGUUCGCUCUCUCCAGGUACUCAUUCAGAAUGGUGCUGUAACAUCCACACUUUGGGCACAGACUGGCCAGCAGGGUGACCAGUGGAAAAGAGUAGAGGUGUUUUUAGGUAUUCAGUCCAAUAUUCAGGUUGUCUUCAGGGCAAAACGUGGUGUCAGUUACAUGGGAGAUGUAGCAGUGGAUGAUAUUACCUUUCAAGAUUGUUCCCCUCUCAUCAUCUCAGAGAAAAAAUGCACUGCUGAGGAAUUCCUGUGUGCUAACAAGAACUGCAUUCCAAAGGAUAAUCUAUGUGAUUUUAUAGAUGAUUGUGCUGACAAUUCAGAUGAGAACCCUUUCAUUUGUGGUAUAUCCAUUGGACGCUGUGAUUUUGAAUUUGAUCUUUGUUUCUGGGAGCAGAAUCAAAAUGAUGAUUUGGAUUGAAUUUAAAAGCUGGCAUUACUCCAACUAUAGGCCACUGAGCCAAUUGCUGAUCACACCUUUCAAGACCCAUCUGGUCAUUACAUCUUUAUAAAGAGUUUAUUUCUGCAGCCAAUGAGAGGAGCCCUCAUUUAGCCAAUGAUAAGCAGAAGGAGCAAAAACUGCAAGAUAAUUUUUCACUAUCACAUGUAUGGAAAGGGCAUUGGAGCUCUCACUGUUUCUCAGGUAUCAAUCACAAAUAAGAAAAAGGUCCUGCUCUGUCUUAUUGGAGAGCAAGGCAAUUACUGGAAGAGGAAAGAACUAAUUCUGCACAAUGAUGAGGAUUUCCAAGUCACCUUUGAAGGUCAAGUUGGGGAAGGUCACCGGGGACAUAUUGCACUUGAUGAUAUUAUGUUGUCAACUGACUGUUUUCCAUCUCAUCACUCCAUUAUCAAGGAACCUCUAACACAACUAAUGACAGAUUCUUGUCCAUAUGGCUAUAGAGAAUGUCAGAAUGGCAAGUGUUUCCAACUAGAACAGAGCUGCAAUUUUGUAGAUGACUGUGAAGAUAAUACUGAUGAAAACGAAUGUGGAACUUCCUGCACCUUUGAAAAUGGCAACUGUGGUUGGAAAAAUUCUCUGGCUGACAACUUUGACUGGGUUCUGGGAGUUGGCUCACCUCUGCUUCUGAGUCCUCCCACAGACCACACCCUCAAAAAUACAACUGGGCACUUCUUAUAUUUGGAGGCUACUCCAGUGGGCUUACGAGGUGAGAAAGCCCAUUUGAAGAGCUCUCAGUGGCAAGAAUCCAGUGCAGCCUGUACAAUGACUUUCUGGUACUUUGUAUCCACAAAAGCUACAGGAUCCAUUCAGAUUCUCGUUAAGACUGAGAAAGGACUUUCAAAGCUGUGGACAGAAGAAGGACAGAAACCUGGCAAUCAAUGGAAGAAGGCAGAAGUCCUUCUAGGAAAGUUAAGAAAUUUUGAAAUUAUAUUUGAAGGCAUCAGAGCAAGGGAUCUGGGAGGAGGAGCAGCAAUUGAUGACAUCACAUUUAGCAAUUGUAGCACAGUUGGAGAAAAAUCUGAGAUCUGCCCAGAAGCUACAGAUUUCAUGUGUCAAGACAAGAAGUGUAUUGAAUACCAUCUGGUUUGUGACUACAAGGCUGACUGCAUGGAUCAGUCUGAUGAAGCUGAUUGCAGUCAGUACACCAGUGUCCCAGGAAGCUGUAAUUUUGAAAAUGCUCCCCACAACUGGACCUCUGCCUGUAACCUUAGUCAAGAUACUGAAGACAAUUUAGACUGGAGCAUUGGCAACAGGAUUCCUUCAAAAGGAGAAAGUCAUGAUUCUGAUCACACUCCAGGCAAUGGACAGUAUUUUCUCUAUGUCAACUCAUCUGGCCCUGGAGAAGGAUAUACAGCAAGAAUUACUACCACCCACUUCUUUCCAGCAAGCCUUGGAAUUUGUACAGUUCGGUUUUGGACCUACAUCAGUGAUCCCAGUGAUAUGGGCAUAUUAAAGGUAUAUAUUGUAGAAGAAUCUGGACUGCACAUUUUGGUGUGGUCUGUGAUUGGAAACAAAGGGAAGGACUGGAUGUAUGGAAAUGUCCCUCUUUCCAGUAAUGGCCCUUUUAAGGUGGCCUUUGAAGCUGACCUUGGAGGAGAUGAUCCCACUUUUAUUGCUCUUGAUGAUAUCUCUUUCACCCUGGAAUGUGCAUCUGGAGGCCCUGUCACAACACUGCCAACAUUCUGUGAGGCUGAUCAGUUCCCCUGCAUUUAUACACCCCAGUGUGUUCAGCUGUCUGGAAAAUGCAAUGGGCAGGAAGAUUGCAUGGAUGGAACUGAUGAGUUGGAUUGUCCUACCAGGUUUCCUCUUCAAACCUGUGGAAAAAUGGAGUUUCAGUGUUCAGCAGAUGAGUGCAUUCCAUCCCUCUUGCUAUGUGAUGGCGUACCAGACUGCCAAUUUAAUGAAGAUGAAUCUACCUGCUCCAGUGGACAUUGUUUGGAUGGUUCUCUGAUGUGUCCAUCAACUAAUAGCUGCAUCCCAGCAUUCCAACGCUGUGAUGGCUUUGUGGACUGCACUGAUUUCCAGCUCGAUGAGUCCAGCUGCUCAGAAUGCCCAAUAGGAUAUUGCAAAAAUGGUGGAACGUGUAUUAUUGAGAAAAACAUCCCCACCUGUCGAUGUGAAAAAGAAUGGAGAGGAAAUCGAUGCCAUAUCCAGCUUACCCCUCCCUCACCACCAGACACCAUGUUUACUCAGAAUGGUAUUUGGACCAUCUUGAGCAUUGGAGUGGCUUUCCUAACAACUCACUUAGCAGCUGUUGCCUGUCAUUUCCUUUAUAAAAGAAAAUGGCCAAGAAAGAAACCUGAAGAAACAGCUCAUGCUUUUGCCAAUCCUAUGUACAAAGAUGGGAGUCGUUCAGAGAAAACAGAGGCUACAGGGACUGCUGUCUUCCCAAGGGUACAAAUCAGCGUCUCUCCUUGGCAAGAACACACAGAGAAUUCUGCACAUUCCUUUGCCAAUCCUUUGUAUGGCCCUACUUCAAGAAACCAGGAGAAUAUUUCUAAUCAUCUUCAGUAG
Messenger RNA from Dromiciops gliroides (monito del monte), 6798 nucleotides. It is a transcript of the gene MALRD1, whose product is annotated as MAM and LDL receptor class A domain containing 1. NCBI's taxonomy places the organism in Eukaryota, Metazoa, Chordata, Mammalia, Microbiotheria, Microbiotheriidae. Gene Ontology annotation, molecular function: protein binding. The record is from RefSeq and is a predicted model, not a curated record. Gene Ontology annotation, cellular component: membrane.